AUGAACGGAUGUGGGUAUAUUUUGGAGUUGUAUGUGCAAAAUUUACCCAUGAUGCUUUUAUACAUUGGCUGAUGUGAGUGUUCUAACUAAUUAGUGUUGUGUAUUACAAUGAAUCCACAAAGGGUAUUUAUAGGUGACUAAACUCUAGGCGAAUAGGUUUAUAAAAAAACUCUAGGCUAAUAGGUUUACAUGAUUGGCAAUACAAGUAGAAUUAAGAUUUCUUUACUUGCACACCAAGUUAGACUAGGAUUUCUUUGGUUGCACACCAGGUUGAAUUGGACUUAGGUGUUAACUAGGAAUUGGGCUUUGAUAUCUUUAACAUUCCCUCAAACUCGAGUUGGAGACUUGAAGACAACUUGAAUUUGAAAAAAGAAAAAAGAAAAACUAAGACCUUGAUGAAAUUCAUGACCAAAUUUGAGGUAGACCAAAUGAAGUGUUGAUAACAAGCUAGGAAGGCCAGAUGCACGCCAUGAUUAAGGCUUGAAUGAUGAGUACAAUGCAUGUGAUACAUGUGGAGGCUAAUGAUCAGAGGCAUGAUUGCCUGAAGAUGAUAGAGACGCAUGAUAGAAAGUAGCCAGUAAAGAUACUGAUCAGAGGUGUGGUCUGAGUAACGUGGCCUAAAGAUGAUAGAGACGCAUGAUAGAAAGUAGCCAGUAAAGAUACUGAUCAGAGGUGUGGUCUGAGUAAUGUGGCCUAAAGAUGAUAAAGACACAUGAUCAGAGCAAAAGCUGAUAAAAGAGGCUACCAAUCAGUGUGGCUUGUGAUACUUAGCCAAGAUAUUGCGGAUGCUUGAUCAGAAGCAAUGCUGACAACCAGGUGCAAAAGAAAGAUGCACGUGCACAUUUAAUAUAGUUGAAACUACCAAGAUUGCCUUGUGAGAGAAUAUCAUAUUUCAAAAGAUUGUUUGAAUGUCCACGGUAGGUAAGAAAUUAGGAUGAUCUGCAGAGUGGCCAGUAGUGUUGUAGCAAUGGUGAAAGAGAGAACCUUGAUAUAAUGGUUUAAAGAUGUGAACUAAUAGAGUGUUGUACUAUUGUACUAGAGUUCUUAAAUACUUGAAAAGAUGCUCAGAAGGCAAAGAUCCAAGAGUAGUGCUUAAACAACUAUAGGAUUACCAUUGGAGGAGACACUGCUGGGAAGGAAGGCUGAAGAAGUAUAGAUACAAUUGCGUUGCAUGGAAGAAGAGAUUGUUAUACUUGAAGAUAAAUGGGUGUGCUCAUUGGCUUUUAAUAUUGUUUCGCUCCAAUGUUGCGUGGGCUCAAAGUCAACUUGGCUUUUAAAAAGUGCAGACCAGUGUGUGAGCUCCAAGUUCCUUCAGAUCACACUUUACAAGGAAAUCAUAAUGACCUCCUAGGCGUAUCAAUUCAAUAGGAUAGGAUGUUGGAGGAGCUUCAUUCACAAGGCAAAACCGUCGAGGACAUGGCAGAGUGCCUGAAAGGAACUCCAUUGGAUCAGCAUAUAAUUGCUGCUAUUAAAGCAGCUCAUGCUCUUGGAUGUGAGUUGAGGAUAAUUAGCGAUGCCAAUUUGUUUUACAUUGAGACAAUCUUGGAACAUCAUGGUGUGUGGGGUUGCUUUUCUCGGAUAGAUACCAAUCCGAGUUUUGUUAAUGAGGAGGGACGGCUUAGAAUCUUACCUUUUCAUGAUUUAAAUUCAACUCCUCAUGGUUGCAAAUUGUGCCCCCCAAAUAUGUGCAAGGGUCUGGUGAUUGACCAAAUCCAAGCUUCUGUUUCUGAUAGUGGGAAGAAGAGAAUCAUCUACCUUGGAGAUGGAAAUGGUGAUUACUGCCCAACUUUGAAGCUUGGGGAAAAUGAUUUUGUGAUGCCAAGGAAGAACUAUCCUCUGUGGAAGCACAUUCAUGGCAAACCAAAGCUAAUCAAGGCAAAAGUCCAUGAAUGGAGCACUGGAGAGGAGCUGGAGAGAAUCCUACUACACCUUAUUGAUACAAUUCCCAUUCAAGAUAAAAUCAGUAGUAGUAACACCAGUCAGUCUAACUGAUUCGAUUGCUAGUUCACGCAGGACGCAUUCCCUCAAACUCUCUAUAUUCAUCACUAUCAAUUGGACUUCUGAAUUUUGUCAAUGGCAGUCAAAGGCCAUUUAGUAGUAGGAGACCGUUUAUCCUGUUUAACUCCAUUGUUCGAUGAUUAAAUCACAGAAAGAAGUUAUAAUGUCAUUUAUUGAACUUGUUAAGACUUCAGGAUUGUCUUUAUAACAGCCUAUUGUUACACAAUUCAUAAGAUGUUUACAGAAAAUAUAUGCUAAAGCAAAACAAAGCUCUAGAGGCCACUCUUUUCACCUUAA
Quercus lobata is the source of this 2295-nucleotide messenger RNA. Its product is annotated as Pyridoxal phosphate phosphatase-related protein. The record is from RefSeq and is a predicted model, not a curated record. The transcript has 5 exons. The coding region runs from base 1375 to 1992 and encodes 205 amino acids. Gene Ontology annotation, molecular function: phosphatase activity. NCBI's taxonomy places the organism in Eukaryota, Viridiplantae, Streptophyta, Magnoliopsida, Fagales, Fagaceae.